GGCAGUUUGAUGUUACCUAGAUUACGCCGUCAUUCUUUAUCACACUCUCCCGCUCCCCAGGUUAUCUUUUAUGCCGAAGGUGCUUGUUCUGCUUCUAAGCAGUGUAUGACUAAUGGAGUCACGCGCUUGUGACAGGUGUUGGACAAUGAAGUCACAGUGUGACCGGCGCCAGCCGUGCUCACGCUGUGCGAGACUGAACAUCGACUGUGGAACUCGCCGUCCACAGGCUCGACGUGGCCGACCCCGUAAACAGCGAGGCCGCAGCAGCAGGUCGUUGACGACGCACAGCGAAGAUACGACCGGCUCUCCUGGGGGGUCAGUGGCUGUGGACAACUCGGCAUCAUCAGAAAGACAGAUAGAGGUAACACAGCACACACCAAUAACGCUUAUGGACGUGUUAGAGAACGCGGUAGAACUGCACACCCCAACGAGCCGCGCUGCGCUGCAUUCAACGCCAAGCCCAGCGUUGCCGGAUGGCCGCUUCACGUGUCAGGUCUUGAACGGGGAAGUUGUUUUGGCUCCCGUGAUACGAUGGCUUGUCCGUAUGUCUUCUCAGCCUCAGGAUCGCGCCGACAAAUACCCAGCUGUGAGCUUUGCCCUACUCGCGAUUUGUAUGCAAAUGGAGUACGAGGUUACCUCCAGGAUGAGUCCACAACGGCUCGAUUACAUGAUUGACUCCCUGCGUGUUCAAUGCUUGAAGGACAUCCCUGCAUUAACAUGGAAAUCGUGUGAGACUAAAAUCGAUCACGCUAAAGUCCUUGUUCUAGUGAGCCACUUUUGGUGCAUGAAGGAAGAUCUAGCUUUGAUUGCGGAUCGAUGGAACUCGCUUGCCAGCCUAAUCAACAUGGAGGCAAUGAGGGUACGAUCGAACGCGCAAACAGACCGCGAGACCGAUGAUACAUGAACCCUGAUGUUACUCCAUUAUCGGCACAGACCUGUCUCUGAACGCGCAUGGGUACCCAAAACGAAGCCUCGAAGCCCACUCGUCCAGGCUCCUUUGAAGAAAACCUAUUUCGGACUUCUUCGUCCAUUAAUUCGACUUCUUAGAGUGGUGCUACAAGACUCUGAUCCCGGCGACAGCGAUGUCAGAGAUGGUCUCGAGCAGUACUACCUAUGUUUCCCUUCCGAUGGCUUGUGUUACGAUUCCAUCAGAUACAUUUAUGAAGCCGAGGCCAUGAUUUGGGUUCACGGCAUUUAUAUCUUGACUUGUACGUCAGGUCGGUGUUAGUUUGCCGCCUGGCGAGUUGACUGUGUCACA
This is a messenger RNA of Boeremia exigua, 1258 nucleotides long. RefSeq lists its product as uncharacterized. The transcript is spliced from 5 exons. NCBI's taxonomy places the organism in Eukaryota, Fungi, Ascomycota, Dothideomycetes, Pleosporales, Didymellaceae. The record is from RefSeq and is a predicted model, not a curated record. Gene Ontology annotation, molecular function: DNA-binding transcription factor activity, RNA polymerase II-specific; zinc ion binding. Bases 113 to 904 code for a protein of 263 amino acids. Gene Ontology annotation, biological process: regulation of DNA-templated transcription.